GGACAAACAGACGUGUGACUGUUUUGGUGAGAAGUCGCCGUUGGAGGAGUUUCUCCUCGGUUUUUACACUACAAAGGAAGACAACGGGACUUUUCCUUAGAUUAACUUGGUUGAAGUUUCACCAUGGACGUAGUGACAGUUUCAAGACGAAACCACGCCAAUAAGAAGGAAAACAAGGAAAAUGCUCAGCCAGCAUUUGGAAGCAAGCCCAGUAUUAAGAAAGAGAAAAGUUCUGCCCCUCCCUUCCAACUGAAAAGCAACAAAAAAGAGGAAACCCUGGCAAAAAGUGUUCCUCUUAAAGCUAAGGAGAAAAAAGCAGAUACAAGGUCAGCUUCUGGUGAAGCCCUGAAAAAGACUGUGCAGAGAAAUGGGAAAGGAGCUGCUGUUACUGAGGUCAGAAAACGUCAAACACACAGCCAGGCAUUCCUGUCUGAACAGGCUGUCAAACACAAAAAGAUGGUUGCUGAAGCUCCAAAGCCUCCAGCUGCUGUUCCAUCGCUGAAAUCUGCUCCUGGCAUGUACAAAGGCAAGAUUAUCCAGUCAAAAAUUGGAUCCAUUUGGAAGUCAAGCAGCAGCGUAGGUGAGGCAGAUCCCAAACCAUCAGCACCCAAAACAGAGAGCCAAAUGGCUGGAAACAUGACGAAGAUGAGGUCCAAGUCUUUUGCUGACACACUAAGGAAUGGCUCACAGAAACCUGCACCUAUAAGGUCAAAGUCGGUGUCAGAAAAGCCUACUCAUGUGUCCAAGCCCUCCGUUAGCGGCCGCCCUCCUGCUGGAUUCAGCUCUGCUCGCCCCCCUGCUAGAACUAUCCCAGCAACACUGACCAGUACCAGCACCAGAAACACUAAAGUGGCCCCCAGCAAAGGAAUCGGGAAUCAGAUGUCAAAGCCGAAAGUUUCGGUGACAGACAGGAAGGUCAGCAAACCUCCUGUCUCGAGCACCAUCAGUCAGUACAGGUUAAACGUGGAGUCUGCUGAGGAGAGAAGAGCUAAACUUGCAAACUGGCUAGCUUCGAAGGGAAAGACAUUCAAAAGACCUGCCAUGACAACAGCAAUCCAACCAAAAACAAAAGUUUCUACAAAACCUGCAAGUGGACCUAAACCUCAGACUCAGUCUCAUGUUGAGACUCAGUCAGUCAAACAAAUCAACCCUGAACCUCAGCAUGUUCAGGAAGCGGAGAAUCUAGAUUCUGCUGCUGCUCUCUGUGCAGAUACUCAGAGAGCAGAGGUGACGACACACUGUCAGACUCCUGCCAUCAUGAACACGACUCUGGACCUGCUGGAGGACUCUGACGAUCUGUUUGAAGGCCAGCAGGACAGAGUGGAUGAUAUUGUUGUGAACCUUUGUGAUGCUUUGGAGGCCAUGGAGACGCCCUCCAGAUGCAAUGAUGAAGUCUUACAGGUGACAGACCUCUGUGCUGAGGUUAAACUUGAGAGCAGGAAUGAAGAAGAAGACUGUGAGAAAGAGGAGCUGAAGAAUGAGAAGACUGAGGAUGUUGAGGAGCAGCUGAAGGUUGUGCAUGUGAAGGAUGAAGAAAAAGAAAAUGAUAAAGAGGAAGGGGAGAUGGACGAUGCUGAGGAGGCAGACAGUGAUGAAGGUGUGAUGGAGACCACACCACAGAGGGAGGAAGCUUCAGUGGUGAAGUACAGCGUGAAGACCACGCCGUACCUGCAGAGUGUGAAGAAGACAAUCGAAGGUGAGGUCAGCUUGGGUUCCUCCAGGAGGAAGAGUAACAUUAAAGAUCUGAAGUUUCUGACCCCGGUGCGUCGCUCCUGUCGUAUCGAGCGUAAAUCAUCCCGCAUGCCCACGAUGCUGGUGGAUCACGAUCCCUGUGUGUCGUCACUGGCUGAGCUGGUGAAGCUGGACGACGAUCCUAAUGCCUACAUCUACAGGAAAAACCCUGCACUGUUAGAAGGGCUGCCAGAUGAGCCUCAAGCCUGAGGAGCUGUGCUAAUGUGUGCUAUUAAAAAUAAUCCUCCGUAAAACUACGGGACUGGAGCUGAAGGACACUUUAUACUGAUUCUUUCCAAGGUGGUUUUUACUCAUCUGGAUGGGUACAAACUAAGAAUUUUAAUUGUCAUUUAAAUAAUUUUAACAGACUUUUUUUUACGUGCUCUUAUCUGUUCUGAAUGUAUCAAAGAUCUCCUAAUAACACUAUUGUUCAAUCUAAUAUAAGUUGACAUGUGUUGCCUUAAAGUUACAAUAAAAAGAUAUUGCCUUA
Molecule: messenger RNA, 2221 nt
Organism: Cheilinus undulatus (humphead wrasse)
Lineage: Eukaryota; Metazoa; Chordata; Actinopteri; Labriformes; Labridae
Product: cytoskeleton-associated protein 2
Exons: 7
Coding region: 124-1941 (605 amino acids)
Biological process (GO): negative regulation of microtubule depolymerization
Cellular component (GO): microtubule cytoskeleton
Source: RefSeq, a predicted model, not a curated record